Messenger RNA from Spodoptera littoralis (African cotton leafworm), 6345 nucleotides. The record is from the annotation of a GenBank genome assembly. Lineage: Eukaryota; Metazoa; Arthropoda; Insecta; Lepidoptera; Noctuidae.
AUGAGUGAAGAAGGCAGUGAGGACUCACCACCAAGGCCUAAGCGCAAGAUCAAAAAAGUGAUGGUGCUUUCAUCAGACUCUAGUUCGGAUAGCGAUGAAAGUGUCGCAGGAGCGGGAUCACGUAGGAAGAGAUUGAGGGUGCUGAGUGAUGAGGGUAGCGACAGCAGUGGUAGUUCGGUGGUGUGCGCGGGAGCUCGUCGAAAACGCACACUGCCUAAGCUGCGGGAUUCUGAGGGCGACAGCGACACGUCAGGCUGGGCCACAGAUCAUUCAGACGCACCCAAACCGACGACGGCAGUGAAACCUACUUCUGGCUUUGCAUCAGAUAGUUCUGAAGGCAAUUCUGACAAAUGCUCAAUUUGCCUAAUGCGUUUCACCCACCAAGAAGUAGGGACACCACAAAACUGUGAACAUAUAUUCUGUCUAGACUGUAUCACAGAGUGGUCAAGAAAUGUCAACACUUGUCCUGUGGAUAGAAUGAAUUUUGAUUUCAUAGUAGUGAGAGCCUGUGCUGGUGGUCGUGUACUACGUACUGAGCCAGUGAAGGUGGUGGAGCGCAGGCCUUCUGUUGAUCUACUUGUCAUUGAAGAUCCCACUAUUUGCGAGGUGUGUGGCCGCACAGACAAUGAGGAGACUAUGCUCCUGUGUGAUGGCUGUGACCUCGGGUAUCACAUGCAAUGUCUCACUCCCCCACUGUCUGAGGUGCCUGCAGAGCAGUGGCUUUGUCCCAAUUGUGACAAUCUAUUAACAGAUGUGGACUAUAUAUUCUCUAGCAUCACAGAUGUUGAUGUGCCAUCUAGAUCUAGUGCACUUGCCAGGGAAGGAAGAAUUGUUAGAUCAUCAAGAAGUCACAGAAGUACAGAUGAACCUUCCACAUCUGGGUCCAGUGGUAGUCAAUUGAAUAUUGAUGACAUACCAACAACAUCUAGAGGCAGAUCUUCUCGAUCAGCCAAUAGUACUACCUCAAGAACGUCUACAGCUAGACACAAAACUACGGCUCAUACAAAUCGUAGAAGACCAAAGAAAAGACGAACUAAAACUGUCAUUAUUGAGUAUGAAGUUCAAGAAAAUGGAAAAUUUCCAGUAACUAAACGAGUUAAAAGGAAACUAAAGAAACGAAAGUCAAAGAGACGUCAGCCGCGCACGGCAGCCCGGCGGUCGCACGUCCUCGCCAGCGUGCGCGCCAAGCUGGCCAGCGUCGGCGCGGCGCGAGCCGGUACAGGCCCGGCGCGGGCCGCCCUCGGCGGCGCCGGCGACCUCGAGCUGUCCACACGGCGCCAGCGCGCCGGGAUCCCGUCGCUGAGUUUGUUUGGCAACCCUCAUGAAAUCGAAUAUUUCUCCGAAGAGGACGAAGGCGUCUCUGAAAGCGCCAGCACGGCGGUGGCGGCUCGACCGACGUCCAACAUUCUUAGUGCAUACAGACAGGCUCGAAGAAAGAUGAUCUCUAUUCCGUCUCCUCCACACGCAUCAUCGGCUCCUGACGUUCUUUCUUCUAUCCUCGAAAGUCAAACUUUACUUCAUUCAAAAAAAUCUGUGGUAUCAAUUUCUGUAGACGGGAGUGUAAAUAUAAAACUAGAAACCCGCGAAAAGUUACCUAAAAAAAUGACAGACGAACCAAAAGAGAAUAAAAAGAUUGAUAUCACGCGAGGGGAGGACGCUGCAAAGAAAGUACCUUCGUACCCUGGACAAUCCCGCGGAGGCCGAGGCUGGGGCGGCGGAUACACCGGGAACUACCACCGCGAGCAAGGCUCUAGCAACCUGAACAACAGAGGUGGCAACUACGAUAAUAACUACAACUCCGGAGGUUACCAGAAUCGACAGGGGAACGCGUUCAGCCAAAACAACAACGGACGGCGUGACGACCAGGACGCCUACAACAAUUACUCGAGGAGAGUGCACCAGUACCCACAGGGCGACGAGUCGCAGUUUGAUCGGAACAGGAGACAGCCACCUGAACAAAACAGAGGCCAGAACAAUCAACAGCGCCAUAAUGAUCAAAACCGAUACAGCUUAGCACCGUCGUGGCAACCCUAUGUGCCGCCACCCGUCGGGCCUAGGAACGAUCCUCCUAUUCAACAUAGGCACUCAUUCGGAGGUUUUGAAAAUCCCCUCGAUAUGAGAAUGGGUCCAAUAAGGCGACAAAACUCAGCUAAUAAUAACUCUGCAACACUCAACGAAUCACAAAGCGUGCAACAGCCGGCCAGUAAGCCACAAGCGCAGCCGUACCGUCCUCUACCCGAGCCCCCGGUGUUUAACUUCAAUAAAACUCCAGACCUCGAUAAAUCUGAGGAUGAAAAGAGUGAUUCUAGUUUAGUUAUAGAUACUGAAAAGUACGACCCCACGGAACCGACUAACGAUGAUGACAGUGGGGACGACGACACUGCCACCCCGGUGGCCAUCGAGCCACAACCUAGCGCUGCGCCCCCAGCGCCCCCAGCUUCCUCGCCCCCCUCGGUGGGUGCUAGCUCACUGGGCGCCAGCUCACUGGGCGCCAGCUCACUGGGCGCCAGCUCACUGGGCGCCAGCUCACUGGACGCCGGGGUGCUGGACAGCGCGGUGCGGCAGGUGCUGCACGAGCACCGCGAGCUACUGGCGCCCCCCGCGCCCGCGCCGCCCAGUGCCAGCGACGACGACGACGAAGGCGACUGCCCUAACUUCUCCAUAUACUCCGCCACCAGCGUGCACAUCGCCAACAACACGGCCGAGCUGCCGAGCGAGCCGCCGCCGGCGCCCGCCUCGCUGCACGACAGCCUGGAGGACCUGGUGCAGGAGGACGACGAGGUGCCCGACCCCGCCGAGCCCGAGCCCCGGCCCCAGCGCGAGCCCUCCCCCCAGCCCACUCGCACAGAGACUGUGACGACGCGCUACACUACUGAUUCUAUUUCUAAGAAAAAAUCAGAAGAAGAAUUAAAAGAGAAAGUCUCGAAGCGUUGUCCGAUCACAACUAAUCCGCGCAAUCCCAUAAAGAUAAAGCUCAAUACGCCGUCGUUAAUUAAACGACAAGUCAGUCUUUACGAUGAAGAUUUAGAAGAUGAAGAAGUGAACGAGGAUAAUGAGGUCGCGGAGACCACGGAACCUGACGUGGAAGCUCGAGACAAGCGCUCCAGUAGCGACCGCGACUCCCCACUCUGUGACGAGCAACUCUCCUCCGUGCCCGCACACGAUUCUCAGUUGACCACUUCAGCCGAAGUCAACCACAGGUAUUCGGAUACGACGCAAGUAGAGCCUCAAAAGAGUCCUGCUGAAACAGAGGAGCAUGCUGCCACUGAGUCGGAGGCAGAGCAUGUAGACGAGGCGCCGGUCGCGGCGGCCCCCGCGCAGGACGAGGACACUCCGCCGCGCCGCUGCAGCUCGCCCGACCUCUCCGCCUCCGACACUGAGCUGCCGCUACUCGAGCGCUCGCCCAGGAAGGGCUCUGUCGACAGAACUGAUGAACUUAUAGAAAAAAUGACUGAAUCUAUUAGUGAAACAGAAGACGAACGCAGUUAUACGCCGUGCCUCGACGAGAACAAGUCGAAAGAUACAUCUUUAGAGACCGAAAAAGAAAAAGGCAUAGAAGGACUAGACACCGAGAUGAUAUCAGAGGACGAGGGCAACGGCUUGUUUUCCGACAACGAGCGCGCGCCGUCCGAGCAGUCGCGCGGCUCUCCAGCCAAGAUACCCACCAACGAGAACGAGGAGGGAGAGAUCGUCGACAAGAAGAAGGAGGCGCGCGUCGAGGACGGCAAGAAAAAAAAGAAGAAAGAAUCCAAGAAGGAGAGCAAAGACAAGGCUAAGACUAAAAGCAAAAAGGGAGAGGUCGCCUUUAAGAAACUUAGCAAGAGUGGCAAAGAGAGGAACUAUAGAGAUAAAGACAAAAAACGAGAAAGGCGAGACUCCAGCGACGGAGAGCGCGAGCGAGCCAAGCAGCGCCGCAAGGAGCGCAGGAAGGAUCUCGAGCGGUACGACGUCCGCACCGUCGUGUCUGACAAGCGGCGCCGACCCAAGGACGCCUUCGGUCGCGACGUAUCUCCCCGCGCCCGCUCCCCCAGCCCCCCACGCCCGUCUCGCACAUCCCGUUCCCCGCGCCCCCUCCGCGCCUCCCGCUCCCCGCGUCCGCUUCGCGCCUCGCGCUCCCCCCGCGUGCCCCGCGCAUCCCGCUCCCCGCGUUUACCCCGUGCAUCCCGAUCCCCCCGCCUGCCUCGUGCGUCCCGCUCUCCCCACGCCCCCCGGGCGUCCCGCUCGCCCCGAACGGGGCGCCUCUCUCGUUCACCCCGUGCAAGCCGCUUGUCCCGCUCCCCCCGCCUGUCCCGUUCCCCGCGUAUGUCCCGCUCGCCCCCGCGCCUGACACCAGUGCGGCGCGCCCGUUUGUCGGCAUCUCCGCGCUCAUCUCCCCGCGCCGCGUCUCCCACGCGGGCGCCUCGCCGCCGCCGCCGCUCCACUGAGCGAGAGAAGCGAGUGGAAUCUCGCAAGCGACGCUCCGUUGAACGAUCGCGAAAACGACGUCGAUCAGGCUCCGGUUCUAAAAGUCCACGUUCCAAACCUACAAAAAGAAAAAAACGUAUUCGUUCCGAACGCUCGGUCUCUCGACGUCGCUCUCCACGAAGGCGCAGUCCGCGUCGUCGUCGCGCCCGCCGACGCAGCGCCAGUCGCUCACCGGAGCCGUCCCCAGCAGGCUCUGGGGGCGUAGCCCCGGCCGCAGGCUCAGGGGACGCGGGGUCCGUAGACUCGCAGCUGCUGUCCCCGCGCACGCCGCCGCCGGAGCCCGAGCCGGUGCGGGCGCGCCGCCGCCGCGACCCCGCGCGCCACCGCCGCGCCCGAGACGCGCCCGGCCCCUCCAAGGAAGUGUUCACAUCGGGAGAUAACAUUCUCGUCAGCGUCAGCUUCAAGGAGCAGGAGCGCGCAGAGGACGAUGAGCGGCGGUCGCGUAGACGUUCACGGAGGCGACGCAGACGACGAGCCGCGCCCCCGGAGAGCGACGCGGCGGCGCCUCGGCCCGUGGCCAUCAUAGACCUGGAGCGCUCUCCCUUCCGCGAGCUCACUCCGUCCCCGCGCAACGUCAUCGUGCUCAGCGACAGCGAGCCCGGGGAGAAGGAGGCGGAGCGGGCGCCGGGGGCCGGGCCGCCCGCACCCGUGGAGGCCGUGGGGCCCAAAACUCCGCCGUCCCCGGGCCGUGGCGCGCCCGAGCCGGCACCGGAAGCGGGCGAGGCGGAAGAGGCGCGUGGCCCCAACACUCCGCCGGAACCGCCGGAUUCGCCGGACGCGUAUGACCCGUACGAGCCUACACGCUCGGCCUCCGGCUCGCCGCGCUCGGCCCCGGCCGCCAGCCCGGCACGGACCUGUAUGACGCUGGAGACGGCGCAAAAGACCAACAUGUCGGCCGAUGAUGUCAUCGACCGUCGCCCACUGUCACCCAUAGAAAAGGUGAUGGCAUUACUACAAUCCACCCGCGACGUGUCCCCGGAGCCCCCGCCCAGCGAGGCGGCCGCGGCCCCCGCGCCGGCGCCCGCCGACGCCGCCGCCCCCGCGGCCGCCGCCACGCCCGGCGCGCUCGGGGCGCCAGCCACGCCGGCGCCGGCGCCCGCGGCCCAGGCGCCUCCCGUGCGCAUUGUACUACCUUCACCUACGCGUUCACAGCCGCCUAAAUUGUUCCUGGCCAAGCCCUCCCCGAUCAAGUCGGAUCCUAUCAAACCUAUGCAAGCUACAAAGAUCCAGCGGCCGGCGGCGCUGGGCCCCAGCACGGCGGCCGUGGCGGCGCGGCGCCGGGACGGGCCGGAGUCGGACGGCGACGCGGACUCGCCCUACUCGCCGGGCUCCAGCGACUUCGGCGACCUCUUCGAGCCCCCGGCGGGCGCGCGCGGCGCCUUCGACGCGCUGCUAGACCGGCCGCGCCGCAAGCGGCCGCAGGGCGCCGCCAAGGUGCCGGUCAAGCUCAGCCGGAAGAAAGGUGCGCCUCCACCGGCCUGUACGAGCGCGUCACGUCCGCUGUCCGCUAACGAUCUGUUUCUGUCGCCAGGUAAAACACAAGUGGGAGUCAAGAUCGACGAGGACAACUUGAAGAUUCUCGACGAUCUCCCCAGCUCGGCCGUCGAGAUGCAAGUGAAGAGCAAAGUGAGCAAUCACGCUGUAUAUUUCCUGAAGAAGUUGAACCGCCAGGAGCGCGUGGUGGAGGAAGUGAAGCUGGUGCUGAAGCCGCACUAUAACAAGAAGCAUGUCACCAAGGACGAGUACAAGGACAUCCUGCGCCGCGCCGUGCCCAAGAUCUGUCACAACAAGACGGGAGAAAUCAAUCCAGCUAAAAUUCAAGCGCUCGUAGAGGCGUAUGUGAAAAAGUUCAGAAAAAAACAUAAACUGGGACUAGUUUAG